This is a messenger RNA of Lathyrus sativus (Indian pea), 489 nucleotides long. The record is from the annotation of a GenBank genome assembly. NCBI's taxonomy places the organism in Eukaryota, Viridiplantae, Streptophyta, Magnoliopsida, Fabales, Fabaceae.
AUGUACCCUUUUGUCAGAUUGUUAUCCUCUGGAACUACAAUUAUCCCUCGAGCAGCAGCACCUGUUACUGAUGUGCAGGUAUUCAGUGUGAUCAACUUAUGUGAUUGUCAUUAUUUGUAUGUGAAGCAUGGAUCUACAUCCUUUAUCCAACAACCUCAAAAUUCCCGCGGAUCUAUGUUUGGGACAUCCUUUGAAUCAGAGAGAGCAUCUAGAAUUAGAGCUGAACAAUUGGCUGCAGCUACAUCAACUCGACUCGAAGAGGCUACCAAAGUUAUUCAGGCGUCAAAUGAUAUUGCUCAGAAGGCAACCGAACAAUAUCAAGCGUCUAACGAGUUUGUUAAGAAGAUGGAGUCUGAACUGAAUGCUUUGAAGGCAUUUAUCAUGCAGAAGCUUGACCCUACAAAUGGUCAAUCUGCUAGAGUUGUCAUUCGAUCGUCAAAUCCUCACUAUGAUGAUGAUUUAGAUGACCAAUCAUUAAGUGAAGAUUGA